GGGCUCGAGUGGGUGUGGGGGGACGCCGGAAGGACGGAGGGACCCAAAAGAGGCUCCAGCGGCGCCGCCCGGAUGACUCGCCAUCUCCAUCCUGCAUGUAGAGGGACGGUCACCGCGGGCGAGAGCCGGUCCGGUGUCCCGGCGGUGCGCGCGAGCGACCGGUCCGUGGGUUCCGAGUGCCGGGUCACAUCUCCUUCCUCCUUCGGGCCAUGAUGUCUUCAAGGCUGUUCUCCGCAGGAUGUUGGGGUGUGCUGGAGGGCCUAGGGCACUGGACUCUGUCCUCUGGGGCAGCCCUCCGCCAGCCCCUCCCUCGGCCCAGCAGCCCCCGGGGGCUGGCGCUCAGCUGCGUGGACCGGGACAAGGCAUCCCCCGGGAAGAAGCUGCUGUCCGAGAAGAAACUGAAAAGACACUUCGUAGACCACCGCCGGGUGCUGGUCCGGGGGGGCCGAGGAGGCGACGGAGCGAGCUGCUUCCACAGCGAGCCCCGCAAGGAGUUCGGGGGCCCCGACGGGGGCGACGGCGGCAGCGGCGGCCAUGUCAUCCUGAAAGGCAGUCGAUCGGCAGCUGAAGUCCCUGUCCUCGGUCCUGUCCCAGUACCAGGGCUUCUGCGGAGAAGACGGUGGCAGCAAGAACUGCUUCGGGCGAGGCGGUGCCGCCCUCUACGUCCAGGUCCCCAUGGGCACAUUAGUGAAGGAAGGGAGCGAGGUGGUGGCCGACCUGUCGCACCCGGGGGACGAGUACGUCGCUGCCCUGGGCGGGGCCGGAGGAAAGGGCAACCGCUUCUUCCUGGCCAACGACAACCGCGCACCCGUCACCUGCACCCCCGGGGAGCCCGGGCAGGAGCGGGUCCUCUCGCUGGAGCUCAAGACCGUGGCCCACGCUGGCAUGACGGAGGAGGCGGCAGCGUGUCCCCUGUCUGGCAGGUCGGGUUCCCCAACGCGGGCAAGUCCUCGCUCCUCCGGGCCAUUUCGAACGCGAAGCCCACCGUGGCUGCGUACCCGUUCACGACCUUGAAGCCUCACGUUGGCAUCGUGCACUAUGAGGACCACCAGCAGAUAGCAGUGGCCGACGUGCCGGGCCUCAUCCGAGGCGCCCACCAGAACCGGGGCCUGGGGCUGGCCUUCCUCAGGCACAUCGAGCGCUGCGGCUUCCUGCUGUUCGUGCUGGACUUGGCGGCGCCGGAGCCCUGGGCCCAGCUCGAGGACCUGAAGUUCGAGCUGGAGAAGUACCAGCAAGGCCUGUCUCAGCGACCACAGGCCGUCAUCGCCAACAAGGUUGACCUGCCGGAGGCACGAGCCAACCUGCCUGAGCUGCAGGCCCGCCUGGGCGGCACGGCCAUCGCCCUGUCGGCCGUCACUGGGGAGAACCUGGAGGGGCUGCUGCUGUGCCUCAAACAGCUGCACGACGCACACACGGCCGCCGAGCUGGCACAGGGCCGCCAGCCACUCAGGUGGUAGCAGACCCCGUGGCGGCUCGGGGCUGCAGGGCCGCCUCCCUGCUCUGCACGGCCGCCCGCCACCGCCCCAAAGCCUGCCUGCUCUCUCACUGGCGGGACGGGCUUGUCCCUGUGGUUGGUGCCCGAUGCAGCAGGGGCCGCGCUUCGGGUGUGCAGGGCAUCGGCCUGGCGGGACUGGAGCCGGGGGCGCCCUCGCGGCUCUCAGCACUAGCCUGCAGGACGGCGGCUGCCCCAGGUGGGCCCGUGAGUCCCCCAUUGUCCCCAUGGCCACAGAGCAUCUGGGGACAGGCCCCGUCUGCAGGUGCCACGCACCUCUCCGACGCAGCUUGUGGAGCUGCAGGGAGGUGAACCCUGCUGUCCCCCGGCUACCGAGCUCAGGAGCCGAGCCGGUGCUGGCGUCACGACUGAGCGCACCCAAUAUCCGGUCCUGGUCCGUACAGCGGCGGUAGACAGAGGGCGGCUGGGCCCCCGCUGCCCCCCCCCACCUUCCUGAUGGCUCAGGAGAGCUUUAGGGGGCUGGCCAGUCUCGGCAGAGUGACCGCUGGGAGGCUGGGGGCACCAGAGGCCGCCCUGCCCACUGACCACAGGCCCGUGAGGACAGCUGGGCUGCAGCUGCCGCCGCUCUUUCACUCCCACAAAACACAGUCACUGUUUCCCCAAUAAAGUCUGAUGCUGCUGA
This is a messenger RNA of Artibeus jamaicensis (Jamaican fruit-eating bat), 2135 nucleotides long. RefSeq names its product mitochondrial ribosome associated GTPase 2 (gene MTG2). The record is from RefSeq and is a predicted model, not a curated record. Lineage: Eukaryota; Metazoa; Chordata; Mammalia; Chiroptera; Phyllostomidae. Gene Ontology annotation, molecular function: magnesium ion binding; GTPase activity; GTP binding. Gene Ontology annotation, cellular component: mitochondrion. The coding region runs from base 210 to 1457 and encodes 415 amino acids. The transcript has 7 exons.